AUGAGCGAAGAAUUUGUCACACGAGCACCCAAGGAGUAUCCAUCUAUAUCGGUGGAUAUUACCAAAAUGGAAAUUGAUGAUAAUAAUCAAGAUGAUAGUUUCGAGGAAAAUUCUGCACACCACUGUAUGAUACAACAAUUCAAAUACGAAAUGGUUGAACGUCAAAGGUUGGAAGUAGAACGCGACAAAAAACGUAAAAUAAAACUUCUACUCACACAAGAGCUUGUUGAGAAACAAGCUAAAACGGCAGAGACUCGACGCGAAGUUGAGAAAUUCCUGGUGGCUUCUGCAAAGUUGCGAUCAUUCAUCGAAACUCAACACUAG
This is a messenger RNA of Ambispora gerdemannii, 324 nucleotides long. The record is from the annotation of a GenBank genome assembly. NCBI's taxonomy places the organism in Eukaryota, Fungi, Glomeromycota, Glomeromycetes, Archaeosporales, Ambisporaceae.